CACGGAGCGGACCCAAGCGGACCCGGGCACUGCGGUCUGGCCUGGAUCGUGGAGCACGGACUCAGGUGCGCGGUGGCUGGAGCCGGGGCCGGAGACAUGGAGCGGCCGCCGGACUGUCCGGCGAGGGACCCCGCGCAGCAGCCGGACAGCAGCAUUCAAGGAAAAUUGAACUUUGAAACCCGGAUGCGAGAGGGAAUAUGUAAACUCCUUUUACUGAGUACUCAAAAAGACCAACUCUUGCAGGCAGUGAAAAAUCUGAUGGUCUGCGAUGCUCGAAUUACGGCUUAUAGGCAAGAACUGCACAAACUGGAAGAGCAAAUGGGAAGUGGAGCUGAAAGAUGGUGUGGGGAUUCCAAAACUAAAGAACGGGCUGCUUGUAAAGGAAGGAUUGCGCUAUCAGAUAUUCGAAUACCAUUAAUGUGGAAAGACUCUGAUCAUUUCAGUAAUAAAGAAGGAUCACAGCGCUAUGCCAUUUUUUGUUUGUUCAAGAUGGAAGCUGAAAUCUUUGACACCGACAUGGUGAUUGUUGAUAAAACAAUCACUGAUAUAUGUUUUGAAAAUCUAACUAUAUUUAAUGAAGCAAGGCCAGACUUUCAGGUAAAGGUGGAGGUCUAUAGUUGCUGUGCUGACGAGCUGUCUCUAGCAAAUGCGCCGAAAACAUUGGCCAAGAGACUGAGAACAUCUUUCAGUAAAGCUACAGGGAAAAAAAUCAAUUGUGGACUUCAAGGAAAUGACCUUGAAACUGACUUUCACUUCAACCCAGCAAAAUUGGGUGUAAAGUACAGUUUGCUAGCCCAUGCUACUUUGACCCUGGAAAAUAUUGAUGACAGCUUCAGGACCCAUACUCUCACUGUUACUGGAAAUGAAGAGUCAUCAUUUUGGCUUCCCUUGUAUGGCAGCAUGUGCUGCCGAUUAGCUGCUCAGCCAGCUUGCAUGGCUGAAGAUGCAUUCAAAGGAUUUCUGAAUCAGCAGCUAAUGGUCGAAGGCCUAAUUAUGUGGAGAAGGCUCUACUGUGUGCUGAGAAGUGGCCAACUCUUCUGCUAUUACAGCCCAGAAGAAACUGAAGCUAAAAUGGAACCCACUUUGGUAGUGCCUUUUAACAAGGAAACCAGAAUCCGCACAGUGGAUAACGAUCCCAAGAAAAGACCGAAUCGCUUCUUCGUGAUCAACCUCCUGGGUGAUAAGGUGGUGACCCAGACGUUUGCUGCUGAGAGCUCGGAAGAGCUUCACAAGUGGAUGGGCGUUUUCAGACAGCAUAUUUUUGACCUCAGCCAAUGGAAGCAUUGUUGUGAAGAACUUAUGAAAAUUGAGAUUAUGUCACCACGGAAACCACCUUUGUUCUUGACAAAAGAGGCGACCUCAGUCUACCAUGAUAUGAGCAUUGAUUCCCCAGUGAAACUUGAGGGUUUAACUGAUAUGAUAAAGAAGAAAAUUGAAGAUUCUAAUGGGCAGUUCCUCAUUGGUGAAAAACAACCAUCACCCCCAUGGGGUGCAUUCUUUGAUGGGACUCGUCAAAUAGUCUUCGAGAAAAAUGUUGAGGUGUCUCCAACAAAUGAAGAAUUAAGUAAUAAAGAUGGGAAGAGAAAGAAAAGGCGGGCCCCUCUUCCUCCUUCGGAUAAGCCACCAUAUAGUACAAAAGGACAGACAGAGGCAGACCAGUUGGACAAGGAGAACGUCUGGGAAAAGACCAGCUUCAUGUCUCAGACCUCCUCUUUGGAUACAUCAGUACGCAGACCUAUGGCUUCACCUCAUCAGCCACUUCCCAGUGGAGAUAAUAGUUUCAUUGGUGGUGAGAUCUUGGCCUCUUCGGGCAUGAAACCAGAUGUAGAGGCCAUGCCAGUGCCAGCUCCAGGACAGAAAACCGUCAAAAGUGUUCUUGACCCAAGAUCUUGGUUGUAAUCCUAGAUGUUGCUCUUCUGGAAUACAUGGCUUAACAAAAGCCAAUGUUAGUUGCUGUUAGCCAUUGAGGCUAUUGUUGCUUCAGAGGCUUUGAGAUGUAUUGCUGCUUAAUGACUGUGGUAACUAUUCAUAUUGCGAAUGGAUAGGGAUUUUUUAUACUAUUAGGGGAGAGAACUGGUUUGUUUCUUGGGGGGGGGAAUAUAUUUAUUUUCUAUGCCUAAUUGUCUCCAUGUAGUUUACACAACUGAAUGAAUGAGUCAGAUUCUAAACGUAGUCUUAAGAGUCUGGAAGAGUUAACUUGCACCCACCUCAACACCAGGAUUUAAAACUUUGGCCCCAGGGAAAAUAAGAGCUGAAAAAAUUGAAGGUUGUUAGGAAGAGAAUCUCUAGUUCUGUUAUUAAAUAUGUGUCAUAUAUUCAUCCUGUGAAUUUUAAUGGGAAUCAAAGUUUGUUUUAAUUCAUAUUUCAAAAGUUUUAUUCAAACCACAAAUUGCCGAAUCCGCCCAAGAAAGUUUCUUUAAUAUUCUGGAAUUCUCAUCUGACAUUUCACUGGCUCCAGUUCAGUAUUAGUCACCAGUUUAUAGACUUGACCUUUUAAAUUCUUGGGAUAAAUUCUGGAAUCGUAUUGAAUUCUUCAUCUUUAAAAGGAAUUUUUAAUACACUAUUUAAAAUUGUUUCCUUGAUAUGCCCCAUAGCUGUGUUUUACCGAUAAUCCCUGAAAGUCAAAUAUCCCCAGUUUUGGCCUACAGAAAUUACACGUGACUACAUGUUCUAUAUGCAUUAUUGAACAAGAGAUUCACUUUUCUGUAUCCAGUGCUAAUUUCCUAUUGUGUAACACUGGAUUUUCAAACUUUGGUUUGUAAUUGAGUGCUUGGCCAACAUUUUAACAUUUAAUUAGCAGUUGUGUUCAAAGGAGAUGGCAGAUUAGGAAUUCUUAGAGAAGUUGAAUAUGGUAUUAAUUUUCCAUAUUUAACUCAGAUAAAUAGUGUUGGUAUUAAACGUGAUCUUCCUUUCUUAGUUAGGUUUAUAAUGUGUUGUCUCUGUUAUCUACCUAAAGUCAGAUUCUUACAGCAGUGACAUAAUUUCCAUAGGUGGUAAUUUCCAUAGCAACUAAUCAUGGUGACAGAAAUGGGAUUAUGAAUUCAAGGAGAGGAAUAAACAGCAGGAGCAGAUGAACUCCUUAAAGGAACAAAAAACCCUUUUCUUGUUAUAAUAUUCCUUGUAAGCAAGAACAGAGGGCGGCUUCUUAAAAAAACCUGAUCCAAAUUUCCAAACAAAGCAUUUUCCAUAAGGUGUCAGUAGCAACACUAACCAUCUCAAAUCUUACCGAAUUCUAAAUGUUGUUGGAAGAAGGAAAUAAAAAUACAGGGAUUAAAUUGCUGCCCUGUUCUCUAAUCUCUGGGGAUCUUUUUAAAGCUAUUAAAAGCUCCAAAUCUUGGAUCAGGCCUGCAUUAUUACAAUGCAAAAAUAAAUGCUUGGCCAAAAGAGCCUCUGUUAAUUUAAUUGGAGCCUUUAUUUUUUCUGAUGAUAUCUGUGGCCCUACAUGUAAUUUUUAAGUGUAGAAUAUGUAUGUGUGCCUAUAUAUAUACAUAUAUAUAUACAUAUGUACAUAUACAUAUAUAUACAUAUAUAUAUGUAUAUAUAUAUAUCUAGGUAGAAUUGAACACGUAGAAUGGUGCUGCUUUAUCUGGUAUUGGUACCUUUUUGCGUAGCCAAGAUACAUACAAAGAAUGGGGGAGAAUUUCCCAAACACUGAAGGAACAAGGAGAGACAAGAUCCUCUGUGAGAAGGCAACCCUGAAUACUCGGCUAGUAUAACUUAUAAAAGAUUCUGCCUAUGAAAUCCUAGAAAUAAAACUAACUUCCUUUCUCCAGUCAAAGAAGUUGAUAUUAAUUGCAGUUUUGAUUGCCCUUUUAACAAAUGACAUUGAAAGUCUAAAAGGAAAAUACCAGCAUUAAAAUGUAAAGUAAUUCUUUUUAAAAAAUAGAGCUGUUUUAGGCAGUAUUUUCUGUCAUCUGUUUCUACUUAAUUGUAUAUCUAGACUAUGCCAGAGGCAGAAUGGCUUGUGUCACUAGGCUCAGCCAUUCUCUCUUUCAUAGUUGGAACCACUAACCUCUCUGGAAACUUUUGAAUUCCAUCCUUCUCAUUUCUCAUGUAAAUUACAACAGGGAGGGAUUUUAGUUUGAUGUGAGUUAAAAGUUCCUGGCUACAAAAAAUAAUUUACACACCAGUCGUACCUUUCCUCAGUGGGCCACUUUGAAGGUCUUAGAGAUAGAUGUCUCCACUGUUUCUCUGCCUUUGGACAUGGAUGAACUGGAGCCCCUUAUAUUCUUCCUGAUGACCUCUUGGUUACUGCUGGGCCGAGACCAAGAAUAAUACAGGUUCUCUUUAUUUUAAAGUUUUCAUUUUAUUCUUUCAGUUAACAAACAUCUUUUCUGUCCCUCUUUCUGUCUCCUCCCAUGAAAGAGAAAGAAAAAAAAGACCUUUUAAUCAAUAUGUACAAGUCAAGCAAAGCAUGUCCCACAUUGGCCAUAUCUAAAAAUGUCCAUCUAAUUCUUCGUCUUGGAUUGUAACUUCUGUUGUAAAUAAAGCGAAUGAUAAUAAUUCUCAUUUGUAUAUCACUUUAAGGUCUGCAGAGUGAUUACAGAUAGGUAAAUUAUGUGAAUAGAUUCUAAAUAGGUAGAGGUCAAUUGAUUAUAAAUAGCACGUAAAGGAAAAUUUAUAUUGAUGGUAAUUUAAUAGAAAUGUAUAUGAAUUGAGUGACCAUUAAGCAGAAUACCCAACAUCUGAUUCAAUAAGGACUUAGUCUAGAGUAAUCCAAUCCUAUUUGUGAGCCCCAAGUAAAUUGUUUGCCCUUUUAGAGUUUCACUGACUCUGAGGUAUCUCUGGCACCAUUUGUGCACUAAAGGAAAUAACUCAUUAUUGUUACCAUAAUGUCUGGAAAGAGUUAAAUUGCUUCCAACCCCCCCCCCACAAAAAAAAAAAACCUAAAGCAGCUUCCUCUCUUGCUAUUGGUGAGAUCUGGGCCCUGUUUGCUUAUGGUUUAUUAGAUUAAGUAGCACAAAAGCAUGGAAUCUAGUAAAAAAUAUUUUAAGUUGUACAUUUUCCCAUUAUGCUUUGGUGUAGACAACUGCAUAAUUACCAUUAGGGUAUCUGCUAGCUCUUAAAAAAAAAUCUAGGAUAAAUUAAUGAAACUUCUUUCCAUAGCUGUUGUAAUAGAACAGGGACUUUACUGUCUCAUAGCUAUACCAUGGCCUAAUAAAUGUCAUCACUCUAGAUGUUAAAGUGAAAAUAUAACUCCAUAAAGUAAUAUGCUUCCUAGAAACAACUUCUAGGAAAUAUGCCUGUAAGAGGAUUGUAUAUCAUAUACAUAACAUGCAAAUAUUACAAAAACAUACAAAAGACAGGAAUAGGACUAAAUUAAUGACUCCCAAAAAUCUUCCUAUUUUAAGCAUAACCUAUCAAUUGGUAGGUAUUGGUCAAUCAACUAUACCACUUCCUACCCCAAAGCAAGUUUUCUAAUUUAAUUCUAAAUUUCUGUAUCCCCACCAGAUUUACAGUCAUUGUUGGGAGAUACUAGAAAGAAUAUUAUUUUCCCCCUAGACAGACACACUGAAUUGAAAGGUUUCUGGAAUAGGAUUUCCCUCCUCUUUCCUUCUCACAUACAUACCCUAUGGAAGACGUCCUUGUCAUACAAAAACCUUCCAGGCCUCUAUUAUCCCUUGAAGAAACUGUUGGAAGGUAUUGAGUUAAACCCAUGAUGCUCAUCAAAGACCUGUUUGUUUUAUCUCAUUUCCAAUAAAGGGUGGCAGUUUAUGAUAUAGAGUAAUGUAUGCUGAGUUGUAAAAAAAAUGCUGGUUCAGCUUUAAUGAAUGGGCUGUCCUUUCACAUUCCUUGUGUGCCCCUUUAAAUUGUUUCUUCGUGUAGACAGACGAUAAACUUGAAACACAGCCUUUUUUGGCUAGAGACUUCAGCCCAAUCUUGGUAAUGACGGUCUAAUUGGUGAAACUUGAUAGAGCUAAUAGAUGUAUGGCAAUUCUGUGAUGCUAUUCUGAUGCUCAGAAGAUGACUCUGGUAGCACAUUUGCAUUUUAUGCCCUGCUAUGUGAAUUCCCUCUAAUAGCAUUAAUGUAUUUUUAAACAAUGACAGUCACAGUGUGGUUAAAUACAAAAAUAAUAGAAUCACAGAGUGGGGACGGAGAUGUAAAUCUAGAAGGCAUUUGGUUAGCAUAUAAUUUACGCCUCCUAAGGUAAACAGCUUUUCAGGAAAUAGCAGACAUACCAAUUCUCUGGCGAGUUUUGCGAAAUCCAUUUUAACUUUCUCAGGUACCCCCUGACCUAUGACAGCACCUUUUUAAGUGGAUUCAAAUGUAUGUGGAAAAGUUAAAUCCAUUUAUAAAUGCCUUAUCUUUGCCCUUUAGGGUUCUAUUAAAUGUAUUUUACCUGCUACUAUUAAAAAUGGAAAUUGUGAUGAUUUAGAGACAACCCACGUAAGGUCAGUUAGACAUGUUUGUAUUGUAUAAGCAGUCAAGUAUUUCUUCAGGCAUGGAUUCAAGCACCUCAGCCACCUGCUGAGAAGUUAAUUAGUUCAGCCCCAAAUGGAAUUAUAGGGCAGUGUGGUACAAUUUAUGUGAAAUGCCAUUUUAAAAAGCAAUCACCUGUAAUGCGGGGUGAGGAGAGGAGAGGUAGUGGAGAUAGAAUCCUACUCUGAACUGGCAGACAAAUGCCAUUGCUCCAAGAAUUUUUUUUUUCAGUAUGGAAGGAAUUUAGCAAAACACAAAUUGUGUUUUAAGAGUGAAAUAUUAAAACACUAAUUAAACUUUAACUGAUGACAGUUUAAUUUCCUGGUACAUCUUAAAUGUUCCAUUAGUCUUAAACUGUAAUGUAGAUGGCGAUGUCUUUCCACACUUACAUUUCAAAGGCAUUGCCGAAGUUAAAUGUUUACGUAUUUACUUUUAAUUACUUUAUGGGUACCAAUCAUAGGCAAAGGUUUGUUCUGGAUGGUCUAACCUUGCGGUUAAUGCUUUUUAGCUUUAACAACGAGGAAGUACCACUUUUAUUUUUGAUUAAAAGUUUUCAUCUGACAUGAAAUUGUUUAAGGAAUGUUAUUUUGGCUGAGAAAUGUAUAAUUUGUAUUCUGUAUGUUUUUUCUGCUUAAAAUCUGUAUUAAACUGAAAUUUUUGGAUUAAAGGGAUCUAUUAUACCAA
Messenger RNA from Phascolarctos cinereus (koala), 7105 nucleotides. It is a transcript of the gene RTKN2, whose product is annotated as rhotekin 2. Gene Ontology annotation, biological process: hemopoiesis; positive regulation of cell population proliferation; signal transduction. Lineage: Eukaryota; Metazoa; Chordata; Mammalia; Diprotodontia; Phascolarctidae. The record is from RefSeq and is a predicted model, not a curated record.